Pisolithus orientalis is the source of this 1794-nucleotide messenger RNA. Its product is annotated as POT family-domain-containing protein. Gene Ontology annotation, biological process: oligopeptide transport; transmembrane transport. The coding region runs from base 1 to 1794 and encodes 597 amino acids. The record is from RefSeq and is a predicted model, not a curated record. Gene Ontology annotation, molecular function: dipeptide transmembrane transporter activity. The transcript has 13 exons. NCBI's taxonomy places the organism in Eukaryota, Fungi, Basidiomycota, Agaricomycetes, Boletales, Pisolithaceae. Gene Ontology annotation, cellular component: membrane.
AUGGCCGGCUUGGAGCUGGACCGCGAGAUUCCUGCUGCUUUAGCAGUGGUCGAACGCCAUGAGAAAAUUGCCUACGACUAUGAUCUGCAGAAGAAGGGUACAAUAUCAGAUGAAACUGCCGAUAAGGCUGAUCCUGUUCACGAGGGAUUGGAGUUUCCAACCGAGGAACAACUCGUCACUCUUCGCAGAGUGUCAGACACCAUACCGUGGACCGCUUACAUGAUCGCUGUCGUGGAGCUGGCUGAACGGUUUUCUUACUAUGGUUCAAGCGCGGUCUUCGUCAACUUCAUUCAACAACCUCUUCCGCCCAAUUCAACCACCGGCGCAGGCGGUUUGAAUGGCCAAUCUGGUGCUCUUGGAAGGGGCCAACAAAUGUCCACGGGUCUCACGACCUUUUAUCAAUUCUGGUCGUACAUAACGCCUAUUGCAGGUGCCUACGUUGCGGACACCUAUUGGGGUCGUUACAAGACCAUUUGCGUGAGCGUCGCAAUUGCCAUGCUUGGCCAUGUUAUCAUGAUUAUCUCGGCUGUACCUGGUGUCAUCGGAGGCAAUGCCUCUGUUGGUCUUUUUAUCCUUUCUUUGAUCAUCACUGGGAUGGGCGCCGGCGGGUUUAAGUCUAAUAUCUCCCCUCUGGUGGCGGAACAGUAUCGCCGGACAAAGAUGUUUAUUGCAGUAACAAAAACGGGGGAACGCGUUAUCGUGGACCCCAGCUUGACAACGUCCAGAAUUUACAUGUAUUUUUAUCUCUUCAUUAACAUCGGCGCGCUCAUUGGUCAGAUAGGCAUGGUAUACGCGGAAAAGCUCGUCGGGUACUGGCUGGCCUACACGCUUCCAACUGUUGUUUUCCUUCUCUCCCCUUUGGUCUUGUGGUAUGGACACGGCAAGUAUCACACUUCACCCCCAACGGGUUCAGUGCUCGCCACUGCGGUUCGUGUGUGGCGAUAUGCUAUGCGCGGACGAUGGAGCUGGAAUCCUAUCAAGACCAUUCGGAACCUCACCGCCGAUGACUUCUGGGAGAGUGCCAAGCCAACCAGAGUGGUCGGUGAGAAACCGGCAUGGAUGAGGUUUGAUGAUAACUGGGUGGAGGAACUUCGGCGUGGGUUUAAAGCUUGUUCCGUGUUUCUAUGGUUCCCAAUUUAUUGGUUGUCCUACAAUCAAUUGAAUAACAAUUUGACAUCACAAGCUGCCACCAUGAGCACACAUGGUCUACCUAACGACAUUCUUUCCAACCUGGAUCCUUUCGCUCUCAUCAUCUUCAUCCCGCUGUGCGACUUGGUCUUCUACCCGGCUCUCAUCCGAUGGAGAAUCAACUUCAGGCCCUUGCAAAAGAUCGCUUGGGGGUUCUAUAGCGGUGCUGCAGCGAUGGUAUGGGCGGCCGUCGUCCAGCACUACAUUUACAAGACAAAUCCAUGCGGAUACCAUGCCGGUACAUGCGUUGACAACAAUGGGAAUCCGUUGGUAUCUCCCUUGAACGUGUGGAUUCAGAGUGGAUCAUAUGUCUUGAUUGCGUUCAGCGAGAUCUUUGCUUCGAUCACGGGUCUGGAGUAUGCGUUCACUAAGGCACCGAGGAACAUGCGAUCGCUCGUCAUGUCCAUGUUCCUGUUUACAAAUGCUAUUGCUGCUGCUAUAGGCGAAGCCUUUGUCUCCCUCUCGACUGAUCCGCUGCUCGUCUGGAACUACGGUUCUGUCGCUGUUAUAUGUGGCGUUUCUGGUAUCAUUUUCUGGAUCCUCGUGAGGAAGUUGAAUUCGCAGGAAGAUAAAUUGAACAACAUGGCUGAAGGACGGUUUGACUGA